Caretta caretta (loggerhead turtle) is the source of this 1760-nucleotide messenger RNA. It is a transcript of the gene LTO1, whose product is annotated as LTO1 maturation factor of ABCE1. The record is from RefSeq and is a predicted model, not a curated record. NCBI's taxonomy places the organism in Eukaryota, Metazoa, Chordata, Testudines, Cheloniidae.
GAUGGGGACAGGCCAGCGUGGGACGCUCCUUCCUUGUCCCCCCCACCGAGCCUGCGCACUAGAAGCUCCUCGGCGCUGACUCCUCCGGCUCGCCGUCCCUUUCCAGCGUGCCCUGAGCGGAGCGUGCGCGCCCGGCCGGGCGUUCGGGGAGAUUCGUCGCGCGAUGGCGGCGGCUGCCAGCGCUUCGGAUAUGUUCGACGCUAUCGUGAUGGCGGAGGAGAGAUUUCAUGGUGAAGGGUAUCAAGAAGGUUAUGCUGAAGGAAGCCAUGUUGGCGUUAUUGAGGGAAGCAGGUAUGGAGCACUACAUGGUGCCAAGAUUGGGUCUGAGAUUGGAUACUAUCUUGGGUUUGCGUUGACAUGGCAGCGUUUGCUUCACAGAUCUGCAGAGGAAAAGCCCAGUAAAAAGAAAAUAAAGGCCCUGGAAUCAUUAAUAGGAAUGAUUCAGAAAUACCCUUUUGAAGACCCCAUUUAUGACAAACUUCACGAAGAUCUGGAAAAAAUCAGAGGAAAAUUUAAACAGGUUUGCUCAUUGCUAAAUAUUCAGUCUGAUUUUAGAAUCAAUCCUGAAAGAUCUGCCCUUACUUUUUGAGCAUAACAGAUGAAGAUAAAGAAGAAAUGUUAAGGAACAGCUAUCUGGGGGAGUGAUUAACUAUAAUAAAGGCAGAUAGUCAGAAUAUAAACAGGUUUUUAUUUUCCGAAAGGGAGGGUAGAAGAGCUAAGCAGCAGUGGAAGGGCACCCCUUUAAUGUUUGCUGUGUCCCAGUUUUAUUUGUUCAUUGCAACACCAGUGCAUGUCCUAUUUUAAAAAACAAAAAUGCACAACCUCCAUAUUCAUUCAACACUAGUCCCAUAUUGAUAGUCUGUCUUUAAUUUCUGGGGAAAAUCAUUUGCUUCUAUGAUGGUUUGUUUUAUGAUGUUUUUCCCUUAUUUAUUAUCCAAAGGAUGAAUCUUUCAAACCAUGUAUAGAUCUCUGAAUUUACAUAAUAUGUAUACAUUUACACAAAUAGGUAGUAAGAUAUUUUCCUUGUCCUGAGGAGCUUACAAUAAAGAGCUAUGUUAUUUUUGAGGGUGAAAGGGUGAAGCAGAGGAUGGGAUAACAAUGAAGAGGAGGUGUAUUACAGACAUGGUUCUGAAAGCAGCUACAGCUCAAAAGAGAAUAUUGCUGCUCUGUUGUUGGUUUUUCUGUAUUAUUUUCGUGAGCUGAGACACCUGAUGUCUGAUCCAGUGCUGAAAAAAAUGUAUUGGCAGCUGAAAGUGCUGAACAUAUUUAAAAGAAUGAGAUCUACCAGUGCCACUUAGAAUAACUAAGUAAUGGUGAGGUGUGUGAGGUAAUAUCUUUUAUUGGACCACUUCACCCACUUUUGUCUCUCACAUUAUGGGACCAAAAAUGCUGCAAUAAUUGAGUGGUAAAUUGUUUCCAAGAUGGGAAAUGUAUUUUUCAAUUUAAUUUAGAAAAUGGAUGCUGUCAGAAUAUGUAAGUGAAUACUCCACUAUGUUAGUUUAAGAGAAACAAAUUAUUUUGUUCAAAAGAUAUUUUGUAUUUUGGUGCUAGAAUAUUUAUGUAACUUUUUACAAGUAGAAUGUAAGGUGAUCACUUCUAGAAGGCAUUUCACUAUAGUGUAGUGUAUGUAUAUCUGUGGAGCUGGUUCACUUAUGUCAUUGAGCAACAUUCCUUUAUGUUAAUUUUUAAAUUUUUUCUAAAUACAACUAUACCAAAAUUCAUCAUAAUACACAAAGUAAAUAAAGAGGAUUACAACAUUC